AUGGAUUCGCAAUCAAUUUUAUCAAUCAUUUCGAUACCUGUAAUUCUAUCGAUAGCAUCACCAUUAUUUUUUAUAUUAUUAUUCUAUAUAUCAUUGAUAAUAAUAUGGAUACAUUGUUAUUGUUAUCGAUUAAUCGAUAAUAAUAAUAUUAAUAACGAUAAUGAUAUUGAUAUUAUUAUGAGAUCUGAAUCAUUACAUAUUAAAAUAUGGUAUCGUACAUUCAAUGCAAUUGCAUUAAUAUUCUCUACAUUUGGUCGUUUAUGGUAUAAUUAUGAAAUUAUUGGUUUGGAUAAUCUACCUGAACAAGGAUCAUCAGCAUUAAUUGUAUUUUAUCAUGGUACAUGGCCAUUAGAUAUUUAUUUUUUAAUUUCGGAAUUAAUUUUAUUAAAAAAUAAACGAAAAAAACGUUUAAUGUUUACAAUUGUUGAACGUAUUAUGUAUAAAUUUCCUGGUUGGCCAUUAUUAUUACGUACAAUACGUUUAGUUCCAGGAUCAGUUCCAGAAUGUAUACAAAUGUUAAAUAAUGGUUCAAUUGUUGCUCUGUCACCUGGUGGCUUACGUGAAGCAAUGUUUAGCGAUCAUCAUCGCUAUGAAAUUAUACAUUCUGGCCGAUUAGGUUUUGCACGUGUUGCAAAACAGACAAAUGUUCCAAUAAUACCAAUAUUUACACGUAAUAUACGUGAAUCAUUUCGUCAAGUACCAUUAAUGAAAAAUUUUGUUAAAUUUAUUUAUAAUCAUUAUCGUAUACCAUUAUUUCUUACAUAUGGUGGUUUUCCAGUAAAAUUAACAACAAUUAUUGGUAAACCAAUUUAUUUUCAACCAGAUACAAGUGUUGAAGAUAUUGCUGAAAUGACAAGAUUAAAAAUGAAAGAAUUGAUUGAACAAAAUCAAACAAUACCCGGUUCAAUAUGGUUGGCAAUGAAGGAAAGAUUUCAAAUGGAUCGUACUGAUGGGGAAAAUAAGAAAAAUUAAACGAGAAAAAAUGGAAAUUUUCAUGAAACAAUUACGAACGGAAAUAUUCGGAAAACAUUACGUCAAUCUCGUCGCUUUUGUCUAUCGUAAUGUCAUGAUCAAUUGAAAUGCUGAAAUUACCA
Dermatophagoides pteronyssinus (European house dust mite) is the source of this 1094-nucleotide messenger RNA. RefSeq names its product DGAT1/2-independent enzyme synthesizing storage lipids-like. Gene Ontology annotation, molecular function: acyltransferase activity. The record is from RefSeq and is a predicted model, not a curated record. Gene Ontology annotation, cellular component: membrane. Lineage: Eukaryota; Metazoa; Arthropoda; Arachnida; Sarcoptiformes; Pyroglyphidae.